This is a messenger RNA of Penicillium odoratum, 1425 nucleotides long. Its product is annotated as B-type cyclin nimE. Gene Ontology annotation, molecular function: cyclin-dependent protein serine/threonine kinase regulator activity. Gene Ontology annotation, biological process: G2/M transition of mitotic cell cycle; regulation of cyclin-dependent protein serine/threonine kinase activity. Bases 1 to 1425 code for a protein of 474 amino acids. The record is from RefSeq and is a predicted model, not a curated record. Gene Ontology annotation, cellular component: nucleus; cyclin-dependent protein kinase holoenzyme complex; centrosome. The transcript is spliced from 3 exons. Lineage: Eukaryota; Fungi; Ascomycota; Eurotiomycetes; Eurotiales; Aspergillaceae.
AUGGCACCGGCCCGUAGCCUCCGCCCUCGAGGUACCAUGAAUGAGAAUGAUGAAAACGGACCCUCGACGCGUCUGACGCGGGCGAAGGCCGCCCUCGGUGAUGGACCUGCCGACGCCGUCAAGAAACCUACGCAACCCGUCAAGCGUGCCUUGUCAACCGCGAACGGAAUCCCCCGCCGUCGAGCCGCCCUAGGCGAUGUGAGCAACGUCAACAAGACUGAAGGAGCCGAGGUCAAGGACGGCAAGAAGCCCACUGUCAAGGCUGUGUCUUCAAAGACCACUACCCAGGUUGGGGCUAUUCAGAAGGUCACUCGCAACAGCUCAACACGUGCAGGUCCUCUCAAGCCUCGCGAUCCCAACAGGAAGUCUCCCAAGAAGCGCAACCCAAAGUCGGACAAAUCGCAGAUAGAGAUCGUGGAGCCCCCGCAUAAGAGGCACCAUCCCAACCCACCGACUCAGGAGGAAGUACCCGUCAAGGAUGAGCCCAUUACCAAAGGAGAGAAGGACGCCCCCGUCAAAGUCGGACCUACAAAAGAAAAAGAACCUACGCAGGAGUGGGAGGACCUGGAUGCGGAGGAUCUGGAGGACCCAUUGAUGGCUGCCGAAUAUGUUGUUGAGAUUUUCGAUCACCUGCAGGAGCUUGAGAUUUUGACCAUGCCCAACCACCAGUAUAUCGAUCACCAGCCCGAUUUGGAGUGGAAGAUGCGUGGUAUCCUGGUCGACUGGUUGAUUGAGGUCCACACCCGUUUCCGUCUGCUUCCCGAGACUCUCUUCCUCGCUGUCAACAUCAUUGACCGAUUUCUGUCUGCUGAGGUUGUUGCUCUUGACCGUCUACAGCUUGUUGGUGUCACUGCCAUGUUCAUCGCGUCCAAGUACGAAGAGGUUCUGUCUCCCCAUGUCGCCAACUUUAGCCACGUCGCCGAUGAAACCUUUUCCGACAAGGAGAUCCUGGAUGCUGAACGCCACGUCCUCGCAACCCUCGACUACAACAUGAGCUUCCCCAAUCCCAUGAACUUCCUCCGUCGUAUCUCCAAGGCGGACAACUACGACAUCCAGACCCGCACUCUAGGCAAGUACCUGAUGGAGAUCAGUCUCCUUGAUCACCGAUUCAUGUGUUAUCCCCAAAGCCACAUCAGUGCCGCUGCUAUGUACCUUGCGCGUCUCAUUUUGGAGCGUGGGCCCUGGGACGCUACUCUUGCCCACUAUGCCGGAUACACCGAGGAGGAGAUUGACCCUGUCUUCCGCUUGAUGAUCGAUUACCUGCACCGUCCUGUUUCGCAUGAAGCUUUCUUCAAGAAAUACGCCAGCAAGAAGUUUAUGAAGGCUUCCAUCCUGACACGUCAAUGGGCCAAGAAGUACCACCACCUGUACAUCGACAGCUCGCUUUCGGAGCCGUACACCUACAUCAAGGACAGCGAACAGUAA